This is a messenger RNA of Nomascus leucogenys (northern white-cheeked gibbon), 2265 nucleotides long. RefSeq names its product poly(ADP-ribose) polymerase family member 16 (gene PARP16). Lineage: Eukaryota; Metazoa; Chordata; Mammalia; Primates; Hylobatidae. Gene Ontology annotation, molecular function: protein serine/threonine kinase activator activity; NAD+ poly-ADP-ribosyltransferase activity; kinase binding. Gene Ontology annotation, cellular component: membrane; nuclear envelope; endoplasmic reticulum tubular network. The record is from RefSeq and is a predicted model, not a curated record. Gene Ontology annotation, biological process: endoplasmic reticulum unfolded protein response.
GGCAGGAAGGCGCGCGCGGCGCAGCAGCCUCGCCCGUCGCGGAGAGUGGGCUCUGCCCGCCGUCCCCCGGGGGCUGCUUCCCGCCCCAGGCCUCCGCGGAGGACACGUGUCAGCACGUUCCCGCGGUUGUCAUUCUAUUGUCAUAGUCCCUCUCCCAGGCCGGGAACUCCUCCCCUCCACCAACCCCGGUCCCAUUAUCCCUGGGCCCAACCUCCCCGCCGACCCGCGGUCCAGGCCUCGGUCUCUCUCCUCGGCAGCGAGCCGCGGCCCAGACCCCGGCGGAGGACCCUUGUCGGCACGUUCUCACCCCAGUCAUCUCAGCCCCCUGCCUAGCUCCACCCCAAGCUUGGGAACCCGGCCCCUGACGGCCCAUUGUCCGCAGUCCCAGCCCCCGCGCUGAACGCACGCUCGUCCUUGCCCCUAACCAGCGCGUCUCCCCCGGCAACGCGGAGUGACCUGGGAUGCAGCCCUCAGGCUGGGCGGCCGCCAGGGAGGCGGCGGGCCGCGACAUGCUGGCCGCCGACCUCCGGUGCAGCCUCUUCGCCUCGGCCCUGCAGAGCUACAAGCGCGACUCGGUGCUGCGGCCCUUCCCCGCGUCCUACGCCCGCGGCGACUGUAAGGACUUUGAAGCCUUGCUCGCAGAUGCCAGCAAGUUACCUAACCUGAAAGAACUUCUCCAGUCCUCCCGAGACAACCACAAACGGACCUGGGACCUGAUGAGCUGGAUUUUAUCCUCAAAGGUCCUGACAAUCCACAGUGCAGGGAAAGCAGAGUUUGAAAAGAUCCAAAAGCUGACUGGGGCUCCUCACACGCCUGUUCCCGCACCGGACUUCCUGUUUGAAAUUGAGUACUUUGACCCAGCCAACGCCAAAUUUUAUGAGACCAAAGGAGAACGAGACCUAAUCUAUGCCUUUCAUGGUAGCCGCCUAGAAAACUUCCAUUCCAUUAUCCACAAUGGCCUGCACUGCCAUCUGAACAAGACAUCCUUGUUCGGAGAGGGGACCUACCUCACCAGUGACUUGAGCCUGGCCCUCAUAUACAGCCCUCAUGGCCACGGGUGGCAGCACAGCCUCCUCGGCCCCAUCCUUAGCUGUGUGGCCGUGUGUGAGGUCAUUGACCAUCCAGACGUCAAGUGCCAAACCAAGAAGAAGGAUUCCAAGGAGAUAGAUCGCAGACGAGCGAGAAUCAAACAUAGUGAAGGGGGAGACAUCCCUCCCAAGUACUUCGUGGUCACCAAUAACCAGCUCCUGCGAGUGAAGUACCUCCUGGUGUAUUCACAGAAGCCACCCAAGAGCAGGGCUUCAAGCCAGCUCUCCUGGUUUUCCAGCCAUUGGUUUACCAUCAUGAUAUCCCUGUAUCUGCUGCUGCUGCUCAUAGUGAGUGUCAUCAACUCCUCUGCUUUCCAACACUUUUGGAAUCGUGCGAAAAGAUAAUCUUUCUGGGCCUGGUGUGGGGGCUACCUCAACUGUGUGCCUUAUGGUCACUUGUUCUGUACCUCCUAUGCCUCAUGUCCAGCCGGACUGAGCCUAGGGGCCAGUUGGGGGACCACAGGACAAUUUUCGUAUGCCCUAAAUGUAUUGAUUGCCUUUGAUGAUGUUCCCAGCCACACUCCAGUCAACGGGGACUACUAGUCCCUCACUCUUAGGUUUUAGGGGAGCCCUUCCAUCUGCUCCUUCUUAAACUGUCCUAGGGAGUUGGCUUUUCAGCCAGGGCCAAAGGAAAAAGCCCUGCUACAUUUAAAAACAAAGUGUCCAAGCUGUCAGUGGUGUGUUUACAAUCUCUCCUGGCGGAGGUUGGCCCUUUCUCUAAUGCUUUCUGGAAGGCGGAAAAUGUGGGAACUAUAAAUCACUAGGCAGUUGCCUUGUUUUGACUUGAGACACCCAAGAGGAACAGUCAUGUUUCUCAUAAAAAUCAGUGGGAUCAUUUUUGAAUUCCAUCAGCCUUUGUAUGUGAGUGCAAAACAUUUUAACAGUUUUCUCAAAUCAACAAACAGCCUUCUCCUACAGCUGUACCUGCCCCCCUCCCCAAAAAACCAUGGAUGAGAAAGAAAGGAGUCAGGGGCCUGAUAAAAAAUACAGACUUAAUGAGCAACUCAAGUCAUCUUUUUCUAAAAAUUAUCAACUGCUGAUUACAGCCGAAAUGGAACCAAAUGUUUGUUUUCUAAUUUUUUUUUUAAUAGCUGUUUAACAAAUUAGUCUUUGUGAGCUGAGUAAAAGGGGAAAUUUCUUUUUUUUUUUUUUUUUUUGGAGACAGAGUCUUGCUCUG